Messenger RNA from Cadophora gregata, 396 nucleotides. RefSeq lists its product as uncharacterized. Gene Ontology annotation, molecular function: ribosome binding. The transcript is spliced from 3 exons. Gene Ontology annotation, cellular component: Cbp3p-Cbp6 complex; mitochondrion. The record is from RefSeq and is a predicted model, not a curated record. Lineage: Eukaryota; Fungi; Ascomycota; Leotiomycetes; Helotiales; Ploettnerulaceae. Gene Ontology annotation, biological process: mitochondrial respiratory chain complex III assembly. Bases 1 to 396 code for a protein of 131 amino acids.
AUGUCUAGAUCAAUCGCCUACCAACACUACACCCGCGCGCUCUCGCGCUGGCCAGUCGACAACCUCCGUCCAGACUGCCAAUUUCCCAAGAUAAUGCGAAAGCGACUCGAGCAGAGGUUCCUGCCUGUAUCCUCGCAACCCACCCAAACUGGCACCACGCAAGCUGUUGCACACAACUCUGUAGACGAGAAGCUAGAGUUGGAGCAGGCGAAUGUGUUGUACUCGCUGCUAGAGAACCGGUAUUCGGGGAAGUAUCCAAUCAAGGGAGAGCUGAUGACACCGAAAAGUAAUCCGAAUCAUUAUACGAAUCUGAUCAAGGAGUUGGAGGAGGCGCCGAGGAGUAGUUGGAUGGAGAGGACAAUCAAACGCUGGAAGGGUUUUCUACGGUUUCAAUGA